Molecule: messenger RNA, 2608 nt
Organism: Malaclemys terrapin pileata
Lineage: Eukaryota; Metazoa; Chordata; Testudines; Emydidae
Gene: P4HA3
Product: prolyl 4-hydroxylase subunit alpha 3
Exons: 13
Coding region: 297-1910 (537 amino acids)
Biological process (GO): peptidyl-proline hydroxylation to 4-hydroxy-L-proline
Cellular component (GO): endoplasmic reticulum
Molecular function (GO): iron ion binding; L-ascorbic acid binding; procollagen-proline 4-dioxygenase activity
Source: RefSeq, a predicted model, not a curated record
GUGAUUUGAUCCUGCCUAAGCUCCCCCUUUGUCAGUUACAGCUGCCAGCUGCUGGCCCAGAGCCGCCCCGGAGCCCGCGGGAAGUUUCCUCUCCGCUUCGCAUCUGGCUCUUCUCCUCCCGCGGUGCCUUUCCCCGCCAUUGGCCAAGGCGGAGCGCCCGGCGUCGGGCUGGGGCCGGGGGGCGAACGCGCCGCUGGCCGGGCGCUGGAAGGGGAAGAUCCCGGAGCCGGGGCCCCGCGCGGGGGAGCUGGGGGGUCAGUCGGAGCGGAGCUGUCCCCGGCGCGCCCCCAGCAGCGAUGCGCCUGGCGGAGGUGGCUGCGUUGGGGCUGUGGCUGGCUUGCCUGCGCCGGGCGCAGGGCGAGACCUUCACCUCCAUGCUCACCGUCCGGCAGGCGCUGGCCACCGAGCGGCGGCUGCUGCGGCACCUCGGAGCCUACCUGGAGGCGGAGACCCACCGGCUGAAGGACCUGCGGAGGUUUUACAACAAGGUGCAGGAUUUGCACCAAGGAACCGGGGGCUCUGCGGCGAACCCGUUACUCGCCUACACGCUGAUCAAGAGGCUGCAGUCCGAUUGGCUGAAUGUGGUGCACAGCCUGGAGGCCAGUGAGAACACCCAAGCGCUCAAGUACGGCUACACGCAGGUGGAGAAGGACCUGCCUGAGUUCGAGGACUUGGAGGGAGCAGCACGGGCGCUGAUGAGGCUGCAGGACGUCUACGCUCUGAGCGUGAAGGGGCUGGCGAAAGGCGUGUUCCAGAGAGCCAGCGGCACCCACCUCCCCGACAUCUACAGCCCUGGGCAGCUCUUCCCACUCUCCGCUGAUGACUGCUUCCUCGUUGGCAAGGUGGCGUACAACAUGGCGGAUUACUACCACUCCAUUGCCUGGCUGGAGGAAGCCGUCGGCCUCUUCCGCGUCUCCUACGGGGAGUGGAACACGGAGGACGAGGGCAGCCUAGAGGACGCGCUGGACCAUCUGGCUUUUUCCUAUUUCAAGGCAGGAAAUGUGUCUCAUGCCUUAAGCCUCUCCAGAGAGUUUCUUCACUACGAUCCCAGCAACAAAAGAAUCGCUAGGAACGUCCUGAAGUAUGAAAGGCUCUUGGUGGAAAGUCCAGAGCGCGCCAAGGCUGAGGUGGGCCUGCAGAGGCCGAAUGUGACUCACCUGCAGACUAGGGACCUCUAUGAAGAGCUGUGCCAGACUCUGGGGUCACAGCCAACCCAGUAUCAGAUCCCAGCCCUCAAUUGCUCGUACGAGACGAACGACAGCCCCUACCUGAUCCUCCAGCCGGUGAAAAGAGAGCUGAUCCGGCUGCAGCCGUACGUAGCCCUGUACCACGACUUCGUCAGCGACCUGGAGGCGGAGAAGAUCAAGGGGCUUGCAGCUCCCUGGCUGCAGAGAUCAGUGGUUGCCUCGGAAGAGAAGCAGCAGAAAGCCGAGUACCGGAUAAGUAAGAGCGCCUGGCUGAAGGACACCGUCGAUCCUGUGAUCGUGUCGCUAGAUCAGAGGAUUGCAGCCCUGACUGGCUUGAACGUUCGGCCACCGUAUGCAGAGCACCUACAGGUGGUGAAUUAUGGGAUAGGUGGACACUACGAGCCUCAUUUUGACCAUGCCACUUCGAGAAAGAGCCCCCUUUACAGAAUGAAGUCGGGUAACAGACUGGCCACCGUCAUGAUCUAUCUGAGCUCCGUAGAUGCCGGAGGAUCCACUGCCUUUAUCUAUGCAAACCUCAGCGUGCCUGUGGUCAAGAAUGCAGCUCUGUUUUGGUGGAACCUUCACAGGAACGGAGCCGGGAACGGAGACACCCUCCACGCCGGCUGCCCAGUCCUUGCAGGAGACAAGUGGGUGGCAAACAAAUGGAUCCACGAACACGGGCAGGAGUUCCGAAGGCGGUGCGGCCCCGACCCGGAUGACUAAGGGCCGGAGCAGAGCCUGAGCACCCCACCCGAGCCAAAGGCGUGGGAGGAGGUGGGGGAUGGAAACCCACCGCCAUCAGAGCCGGAAGCCGGGACCACCGAAAAGCCAGCUGGUUGGCUGCAAGGGAAUAUGGCCUGCUGCCAAGGCACGUCUCAGCAAGGCUUCCUCUGCUGCGUAUUGAGUCUAAGGAUCUAGGAGGGGCCGGGAGGGGGGAAUGGAACAAAAGUCACUGUGGGAGGGGAGCAGGGAACUUGUAAGGAGAGAAAGAGGCAGCUGGAUGCGCUAGGGAACAAGAACAGCAUAAAGGGCGUGAUGCCGUUCCUAGGAAGUUUCCAUGGCCAAGGGGGAGGAACUAGGCUGAGGGCCAAAGUCUGAUUUCAGUUCCUCUGACCGUGUUGAGUCUGGAGUUAUUCACUGACUUCAACACUAGGUUGGCACCAGUGUCCUUUAGAGCAGAGUUUGGUCUAUCAGGGGAAAAUAAAGCAAAGGGAGACUGAAUAGCUGGGGCCAUCCCCUAAUGGGGGUGACUCUGACCUGAACAAUAUGCUGGAGGAAUCAGUGUUGCAUUGGGUGAGGGUAAGGCAGCGGUUCUCAAUUAGAUCUACCCGCGGGCUGACUGGAGAAUGUUAUGACCCGAGCCGGGCCGUUUGCGCAGAAGGCUGACAUUUAAAACAAAUAAUAAUUUCAGCUGCCAAUAA